Molecule: messenger RNA, 3196 nt
Organism: Electrophorus electricus (electric eel)
Lineage: Eukaryota; Metazoa; Chordata; Actinopteri; Gymnotiformes; Gymnotidae
Gene: gnsb
Product: glucosamine (N-acetyl)-6-sulfatase (Sanfilippo disease IIID), b
Biological process (GO): glycosaminoglycan metabolic process
Molecular function (GO): glycosaminoglycan binding; N-acetylglucosamine-6-sulfatase activity
Source: RefSeq, a predicted model, not a curated record
UUAACAUCUUAUUUACGGUCUGUUAUGUUAUUUUCCUGUUUCAAAUACUUCACUGACAUGACAUCAGGCUUGCCGCACUCACGUUAAUGAGACUAACUAUCUGCCGGUGUGAAGCACUCAUGGCAGGUUCCACGCCAGGGUCCGGGAUUAGGAACCGUCAUAGGAACGUGCACGAGGGUGCAAACGCACUGCUGCUCCUCACGCUGCUCACCUGCACACUCAGGUGUUCAGAAUGCACCAAAGCCAGCAACAUAGUUCUUAUUGUUGCCGACGACCUGGAUCUGGAUCUCGGGGGACUGACACCUAUGAAAAGAACAAGAGCUCUGAUUGGUGAUGCUGGUGUCACCUUCUCCAGUGCGUACACAGUGACGCCCCUAUGUUGCCCCAGUCGAAGCAGUAUCCUCUCAGGGAGAUAUGUACAUAAUCACAUGGUCCACAACAACUCCUUGUCGGGCAACUGCAGCAGCAAAGCAUGGCAAGCUGGCCCUGAGACCCAGGCCUUCCCAGUCUACCUCAGCAAGCAGCUGUAUCAGACCUUCUACGGAGGGAAGUACCUGAAUCAGUAUGGAGCAAGUGAGACUGGAGGAGUGGGUCAUGUUCCUCCUGGCUGGGACCAAUGGCAUGCACUGGUGGGCAACUCUAAGUACUACAAUUAUACACUCUCUGCCAAUGGGAAAGCAGAGAUUCAUGGGGACAACUAUGAAAAGGACUACCUCACAGACCUUAUUCUGAACCGGUCGCUGACAUUCCUGGAGGACCGAAGUCCCCAGCGUCCCUUUUUCAUCAUGCUGUGUCCACCAUCCCCACACUCUCCCUGGACCGCCGCCCCUCAGUAUCAGAACAACUUUGUUGACGUCAAGGCCCCACGUGACGGCAGCUUCAACAAACCCGGCAAGGACAAGCACUGGUUGCUGCGGCAGCCCGUGAACCCUAUGCUCAACAGCUCCAUCGAUUACCUGGAUAACGCUUAUCGCAAAAGGUGGCAGACUCUCCUCUCUGUGGAUGACAUGGUAGAGAAACUGGUAAACAAACUGGAAGACAUAAAGGAGUUGAACAACACCUACAUUUUCUUUACAUCUGACAAUGGAUACCAUACAGGUCAGUUCUCCCUCCCUACUGACAAGAGGCAGUUGUACGAAUUUGAUAUCCGUGUGCCGCUUUUGGUACGGGGACCCGGAAUUAAGCCCAAGCAGACUCUGCAGGACCUAGUGGUGAAUAUCGACCUGUCUAUGACAAUUCUUGACAUUGCUGGAGUUAAUAUCUCUGCCUUGAAUAUGGAUGGACAAUCGUUUCUACCCCAGCUUACUCCAUCGUUGCGUGGUGGGACGUCUCGUUCGUACUUCUUGGUGGAGUACACUGGUGAGGGCCACGUGCCUGAGGACCCCCACUGCCCCAGAUUAGGUCCCGGGCUGGCUAACUGCUUUCCAGACUGCAUUUGCCAAGAUUCCUUCAACAAUACAUAUGCCUGCGUUAGGACCCUGAAGGGCGACAACUUGCAGUACUGCGAAUUUGCCGACAACGAGUCAUUCGUGGAGAUGUACAACCUGACGGCUGAUCCGUACCAGCUGGAGAACAUCGUGAAGAAGGUGGAUCCAACCCUGCUACAGACCAUGAACCAGAGACUCAUUAAGCUGCAGUCAUGCCAGGGCAAGAGUUGCCAGGAUCUAAAAUAAUGAUCACUGAUCACAAACCCGUCCUGUUCAAGCCAAAGUAUGACACUCUAUUACUCGAAACCAACUCAAGUAUGCGUUCGCCAAAUGUCUUUAUCAGAAUAUUUCAUUGGAUGAAUGUUACUUUUGUGAUUAAUAACACACAAACCUGCCAUGACGUGUUUAUACAGGACCUUUAUUGAUAUGCUUUGUUUCAAUCAGAUUUACUUGAGUUAAGAAAACCUUGACCAUGAUUAAUUUCUUGUGUGGUAAUUGAUGUGAAUGAAUUGCUGCAUAUCAAAAUAAAUUUUUAAACUUAACAUUUUCAAAAAUACAGUCAGAGAUAGUAUAUAAUUAGAGUUAUAGAGAUAAUUUGUAAAUCUAUAGUUUUUCUUUAAAAAUGUGCCUAAAGGUUUGGAAGAAAAUGCAACAUGUGGAGACAUCAGAUCUUAACUCCACAUUCUGAUCUGGUAAGGUCAUGUACAAAAAAUGACUCCCUCAAAUGUGAAUAUCUCCAUAGCAUGAGUCUGGAGAUGUGUGCUGUUACAUCUCACAUGGCAUGCUGACAUGUUUCGCUGCACUGAGUCAUGGUUUUCAUGGUUGUUCUUUUAGGGUGUUUGUGGCCCUAAUAAGGUCCUACUCGUAUUCAUCGUGGUUUUGCCUGAGCAAAGUUCUUUUCAGCACUUUUUACACGCAGUGGAACAUUACAACUAUGUUGUGGCUAUUCAGCUGAAAUGUGAAGCAGUUGAGAGCCUUUAUAGUUUUAAUAUUCUAUACGUGUUAAUUAUGGGUACAAACACCUGGUUGUUAUUCACACUGUCUUCAGUGUCCUCCUUUUCUUUGUGUGUGAAUCUGGUAACACAUUCCAAGUCUGGGAAGAGAUUCUCCAGUGCCAUAACAAUGUCCUUUUCUAAAUGGGAUGGUUUCAACAUUUGGCAAGGGGAAUGUUGGAUGUGUUAAGGAAACUGUAGGAUUUAGACGGUGUUUUAUGAUUGUGCCUUGCCUUCUGCACUAAAAUAGCAGAGGUGCCUUUGUGUGACAAAUAUAUUUUUGUCACAAAUAUUCCAAAUUUGUGUGCAGUCACUCUUUCCAGUUUAGUCCUGUUUUAGACCAAGAAAAACAAACACAAAUUCCUAAGAAAAAUCACAUCCAGUGUAGUUUGAAUGUAAAUUUUUGCUUUUGGCAAAAAAAGUACAACUCAGGACUUGAAACAAGACUAAAAAUUUGAAAACCCCUUUAUGCCAAAUAGGUUUAAUUAAUGAUUUAUAUUAAGAAUGUUGAGAAUGAAUGUGCUUGCAUGUUUGUUUUUCCAAGUUCCUUUCCUCCAGUGCAAGGCCUUGAUGUUGUUGAAGAUGUGUUCAUUUGUUGAACACAACUGAUUAACACCGCAAUAUUUUUUCUGCUUUUUUUUGGUUUGCUCUACUCUGUGGAAGACUUUCUGAUCAGCUCAUUAUGGAAUGUGUAUUUGAAGAUGUAACUUUAGAACACGUUUGGCUUGUACUAGAUUAAAUCUGAGACUACUGCAAUAAAAGUUACUCUAAUGGAAA